AAAGGGGGCGGGGCCAAAGCAACUUCCGGAUUCGCAGACAGACAGUAUAAAUACGAAGCUGCGCAGUUUCGGGUUUAGAGAUUUUUUAAGCAGGAGAUUAGACUCGGGUAAGAACUAAAACUGUCCUGAGAUCCUGUGAAGACCAUAACUGUCGCUGGUAUUUCCGUCCCCUGUGCUGAAGCAUGCCGUUUCUGGGGCAGGACUGGCGCUCUCCUGGACAGAGCUGGGUGAAAACAGAAGAGGGCUGGAAAAGAACGACGAGAGACGAAAACGAGGCGAAUAAUAACGUUUCUAAGAGUCAUGAAAGCAACCAGGAGGGCUAUAACAAAGAAAAUUUGCUCCUCUCUAUAAAUUAUGAUGUGGCCUCCAAGAAGAGAAAGAAGGAUCUGCUGAACAACAACAGUAAAGUUCCUUAUUUCCACAAAGACAAGUGGAUUUACGUGCACAAAGGAAGCACCAAGGAGCGGCAUGGAUACUGCACUUUGGGAGAAGCUUUUAAUCGUCUGGACUUCUGCAGUGCCAUCAAGGACACCAGACGAUUUAAUUAUGUUGUCAGGCUACUUGAGCUGAUUGCCAAGUCACAGCUACCGUCUCUGAGCGGCGUGGCGCAGAAGAACUACAUGAACAUUCUAGAAAGAGUGGUGCAGAAAGUUCUGGAGGAUCAACAGAAUGUGAGGCCCAUCAAAGAGCUGCUGCAGACACUGUAUGUGUCACUUUGCAGUCUGGUGCAGGACAUGGGCAAGUCUGUGCUGGUGGGAAACAUUAAUAUCUGGGUGCACCGCAUGGAAAACAUCCUGCAGUGGCAGCAACAGCUGGACAACAUUCAGAUUAACAGGCCGACAAACACUGGGAUGACUCUUCUGGAUUUACCCAUCAGUCUUCAGUUUAACAUUAUGCAGCGGCUCUCGGACGGGCGGGACUUGGUCAGUCUGGGGCAGGUGUGUCCUGACCUCUGUGUACUGACUGAAGACAGGUUGCUGUGGAAGAACCUCUGUCAGUACCACUUCACAGACCGACAGAUUCGCAGGCGACUCAUGGUAUCCGAUAAGGGGCAGAUCGAAUGGAAAAAGAUGUAUUUCAAGCUGUGCCGAUGCUACCCUCACAAGGAGCAGUACAGCGACACCUUGCAGUUUUGCACACACUGCCACAUCCUGUUCUGGAAGGAUACAAAGCAUCCCUGCACAGCCAACAAUCCAGAGAGCUGCAGCAUUUCCAUCUCUCCACAGGGUUUCAUCCAGCUCUUUAAGUUCUGAAGGGACUUUUUUUUCCUGAACGGUUUCCUCCGUUUGUAUAUAGUGUAUAUAAAGUCAAAAGUGCAAUAGAUGGUGUGAGAAAGGCAACUCAACGUGUCUACAGAAGUCGGAGUGAGAAAUUUGGAAUUUAUUUAAUUUUUGAGUUUGGAAUUUUCAAACAAACCAAAAAAAAAAGCGAAAAGAAAAAUACAAAGAGGAAAUAGGAAAAGAAGAAAAAUACCAGAAUGUAAAAAAAAGUUCCGUUUAUAGAUAUCGGGUAUUAACGUACUUUGGUUAGGUGCGAAUCUGUUUACUCCAAAGAUGAACGUGCUUUGCUUGGUGCAAGCGGAUUGCCCUCAUGCUGCAAUAACUCUAUCAUUUUGAAAAUGUUCUAAAACCGGGACAUAUGAACGUUCGUCGAACGCGUGCUUAAGUUUUUUGAAGAAAGAGAGAGAAACGGUAUGUCUGUCACUAUGGUGUGCAAUACUUUUUCUAUGGAACUUUUUUCCACUUUUAUAUGUUUUGAUAUUUUGCUGGUUUAAAUGUAUUCGCCGAAGUAAACGCGAUACGAGUAAACACUUGACCUGUUACAACACUUAACUAUGGGCGGAAUCGACCAUAAUCGAUAGUCACUGCUAUUUAACGAGUAGUAAACACGCACUGAAAUGUUUUCUCAUCGUUGUUAAACACAUUAAGGCGUUGCCUUUUUGUGCAUACCGACAGGAGAAACAUUAGUGAGCUAUGCAUUUAUUUGUAGCAGACUUUUGUUUUUGCCAUUCGGAAUGUUCACUACCACAUGCAUGGUAUGAAUUUGAUACCAAAGAGCUGCUUAUUUAUUUGAUUCUGUGCCGUACUAUGUUAUUCUGACCAGGAACAUAGAGGCGCACUCUUUUUUUUUUUUUUUUUUAAUGCAGUAUCCCACUUGUGUUCAGUUAUGCAAACAUUGAUACUUGUGAAGAGCAAGCCAAAAAACACGCUGCUCCCAAUGGGUGAAAAUAAACCAUGGUCUUUUAUUGCUGUGUAGUGUCUAUUUUACUGCCAUCUGGUGGGAUCAUUUGUUCUAAUCACAGAAAUACAACUUGCCAAGGCAGUUAGAAUUAAGUGGUCCGUUUUCUUAAAGGCUUUGCAAAAGUAAAAUACUGCUACUUAUAAUAUGGUAUUUUUAAUCACAUUUUUUUCAUUUGAUCAAAUGUUACAAAAUUAAAUGACCAUGCUGGUUCAUAUAGGCAGCAUUUAGUACAACAAUAAUGUAAACACAUGCAGCAUUAUACAAUAGACUGGAAUUCUUUUUAUUUUAUGCUAAUGUUAUAUCAUCUUGUUUUGCACCAUCACUUCAUCAAGGUGCAGCUACUACAUAUGAGGAAAUCUGUUGUAUGAGUAUGUAAUAUGAGAAAAAAUAAAAAUUCAGCUUGUUUUCCUUUUAGGACAAAUAAAGCAAAAUACUGGG
Messenger RNA from Silurus meridionalis, 2679 nucleotides. It is a transcript of the gene fbxo32, whose product is annotated as F-box protein 32. The transcript is spliced from 9 exons. Gene Ontology annotation, cellular component: SCF ubiquitin ligase complex; cytoplasm; nucleus. Bases 183 to 1253 code for a protein of 356 amino acids. The record is from RefSeq and is a predicted model, not a curated record. NCBI's taxonomy places the organism in Eukaryota, Metazoa, Chordata, Actinopteri, Siluriformes, Siluridae. Gene Ontology annotation, biological process: protein ubiquitination. Gene Ontology annotation, molecular function: protein binding.